CCGCGCACCCCGAGGAGCCGGCCGGGGGCUGCCGCAGUGCCCCCUCGCCCGGGGUCUCGGUGAAAGCCCCGCUGCAGGUUACGGCCACCCCGGUGCCCGCCACAAUCUGGCUGGACUUGGUAAUCCUACCUGCGGCUAAUUAAAAGGGGUGCAGCCCCCAGCCCACCCCCGGUGCCCCCCUGCCGUGCCGUGCUGUGCCGAGCCACCCCGUGGGGCCAGUGCGGCAGCGGCACCGGGGCAGCGCAGACAUCCCCGCGGGUGCAGCCGGCCGGCCCCGCCGCGACGCCGGGGCUCGGUAGGGCCGGGGAGCCCCCGCCGGCCCCCCGGGGGCCGCCCCACGCCGGCGGAAGAUGCCAACGAAUGGGAUCCACCAGGUCCUGAAGAUCCAGUUCGGGCUGAUCAACUGCGAGAGCCGGUACCUGACGGCGGAGAGCUUCGGCUACAAGGUGAACGCCUCGGCGCCCAGCCUGAAGCGCAAGCAGAUCUGGACGCUGGAGCAGGAUGAAGCCGACAGCUCCGUCGUCUUCCUCAAGAGCCACCUGGGCCGGUACCUGGGUGCCGACAAGGACGGGAAGGUGCGGUGCGAGGCCGAGCAGCCGGGUCGGGAUGAACGCUUCAGCAUCAUCACCCAGUCGGACGGGCGCUGGGCGCUGCAGUCGGCCCCGCACCGGCGUUUCUUCGGGGGCCGGGAGGAUCGGCUCUCCUGCUUCGCCCCCAGCGUGACGGAGGGCGAGCUCUGGACCGUGCACUUGGCCAUGCACCCCCAGGCCAACCUGCUGAGCGUCAGCCGCCGCCGCUACGCUCACCUCAGCGCCCACGAGGACGAAAUCGCCACCGACAGCAACCUGCCCUGGGGGGUGGACGCCCUCAUCACCCUCUGCUUCCAGGACAAGAAGUACAGCCUGCGCACCGCCGACGAGCGCUACCUGCGCUGCGACGGCACGCUGGUGCCCGAGCCCGGCGCCCGUACCGGUUACACCCUCGAGUUCAAGGCGGGCAAGUUGGCUUUCAAGGACUGCGACGGCAAAUACCUGGCACCCACGGGGCCCACCGGCACCCUCAAAUCCGGCCGCAGCUCCAAGCCGGGCAAAGACGAACUCUUCGACCUGGAGGAGAGCCAUCCCCAGGUGGUCUUCACGGCGGCCAACGGCAGAUACGUCUCCAUCCGGCAGGGCGUCAACGUCUCGGCGAACCAGGACGAGGAGCUGAACCACGAGACCUUCCAGCUCCAGAUCGACCGCGACACCAACAAGUGCAGCCUGCACACCAACACCGGCAGCUACUGGACCCUCGUGGCCCAUGGGGGCAUCCAGGCCGUGGCCACCGAAGUCGCUGCCAACACCAUGUUCGACAUCGAGUGGCGCGGGCGGCGGGUGGCCCUGCGCGCCAGCAACGGCCGGUACGUCUGUACCAAGAAGAACGGGCAACUGGCGGCCGUCAGCGACACUGUGGGUAAGUGCCGGGAGUGGGUGGGGGGGUCCCAGUGUUGCCCUCCCCAGCCCAGCCCGGGGUGCUCAGGGCCGGGCUCCUGUGCAGGGGAGGACGAGGAGUUCACCCUGAAGCUGAUCAACCGCCCGAUGCUGGUGCUGCGGGGCGAGCACGGCUUCGUCUGCUACCACCGUGGCUCCAACCUGCUCGAUUCCAACCGCUCCGUCUACGACGUCUUCCACAUCAGCUUUAGUGACGGCGCCUACCAGAUCCAAGGCCAGGGGGGCAAGUUCUGGUACGUGGCGAGCAGCGGGUCGGUGUGCAGCGAUGGGGAACUCUCCGAGGAUUUCUUCUUCGAGUUCCGGGAGCGGGGACGCAUGGCCAUCAAAGGGAAGAAUGGCCGGUACCUGCGCGGGGACCCGGCCGGCACCCUGCGGGCUGACAGCGAGUCCGUGCUGCGGGCCACGCUCUGGGAAUACUGACCUGCCGGGCACCGGCAGGCAUCCCCCGCUGCGGCAUCCCCCAGCCCGCCCCGCUCCCAGGCUGGCCGGGGACGCUAGCUCGUUCCCAGGCAAAGGAUGGCGGUGGAGCCGGCGCUGGCACCAUCCACGGCAGCUGUGACCCCGACCACCUCCACUCACGGCAUUAAAGUCAGUCUGGAUCACA
Molecule: messenger RNA, 2094 nt
Organism: Harpia harpyja (harpy eagle)
Lineage: Eukaryota; Metazoa; Chordata; Aves; Accipitriformes; Accipitridae
Gene: FSCN2
Product: fascin actin-bundling protein 2, retinal
Exons: 4
Coding region: 351-1910 (519 amino acids)
Biological process (GO): actin filament bundle assembly; establishment or maintenance of cell polarity; cell migration
Cellular component (GO): cytoplasm; actin cytoskeleton
Molecular function (GO): actin filament binding; protein-macromolecule adaptor activity
Source: RefSeq, a predicted model, not a curated record